AUGUCCGAGCAGGAGCAAAAGAAACGCAAGCAUGGAGGCAGAGGUGGAGGGGGAGGCCGUGGAGGUGGCGGUCGUGGAGGGGGCGGCGAGGUUGGCGAUAAGGGAAACAAAAAAGCCAGGUACUUCCAGCAAUCUAAGAGCGGCACGGGGCAGGCGGUGCCGCUGAGCAGCCAGGGCAUCCUGGUGACCUGCGAUGCGGGGCGAGAGGACCGAGCGGGCGACGAGGCCGCCGCUCUGAUUGAAGAGCACUACGACAAGCUGACAGACCCCAAGGCAACAGCGGAGGCGAAAGGAGACGCCGCCGCGGCUGUAGCCGGUGACAAGGAGGACGCCGGCAAGGGGGACGGAGCAGAGGCUACGGAGGACAAGGACGGCGCCAAGGACAAGGAGGGCGGGGGCGGUGGCGGUGGCAAGGAUGUGGCCGCACUGCUGGCAGAGGAGGUCGCGCAGCUGAAGGACAAAAAGGCUGCCAGAUUCCGGGUGCACCACACCGGGGUGAAGGGCUGCAUCUUUGUGGUGUUUCCCUCCAAUCCGCCGCCAGGCGCCCCGGGUCCUGUUGAGGUGGCCGAGUCCAUUGCGCGGGAGGCAAAGGAGCGCAAGCAGGUUCGCGGACGAUUCAUCGUCCGCUUCAUGCCGGUCACCCACGCCUGUUUCGCCGGCCUUGAUGAGAUUCGUGCGGCAGCACCCAAGCUCCUGGCGCCGCACUUCCCCGAGGGUGAGGACGUCCCCCCCGUGGAGUUCUCUGUGGAGUACGAGCACCGCUCCUCGGAGGGCUUCGACCGGAUGGAGGUCAUCAACGCCUUCACCGCCGCCAUCAAGACUCCCCCCCACAAGGUGAACCUGAAGAACCCUGCCAAGGUGGUGCUGGUGCAGCUGAUCCGCAACGGCUGCGCCAUGGCGGUGGUGCCGGGGUACCGGGAGCUGGCCAAGUUUAAUGUGCGCAAGCUGGCGGAAGUAGAGGCGGCGUGA
Molecule: messenger RNA, 969 nt
Organism: Volvox carteri f. nagariensis
Lineage: Eukaryota; Viridiplantae; Chlorophyta; Chlorophyceae; Chlamydomonadales; Volvocaceae
Exons: 7
Coding region: 1-969 (322 amino acids)
Biological process (GO): tRNA modification
Molecular function (GO): RNA binding
Source: RefSeq, a predicted model, not a curated record